This is a messenger RNA of Antechinus flavipes (yellow-footed antechinus), 2931 nucleotides long. RefSeq names its product coenzyme Q8A (gene COQ8A). Bases 158 to 2083 code for a protein of 641 amino acids. Lineage: Eukaryota; Metazoa; Chordata; Mammalia; Dasyuromorphia; Dasyuridae. Gene Ontology annotation, cellular component: extrinsic component of mitochondrial inner membrane. The transcript is spliced from 16 exons. Gene Ontology annotation, molecular function: kinase activity. The record is from RefSeq and is a predicted model, not a curated record. Gene Ontology annotation, biological process: ubiquinone biosynthetic process.
UGCUGAGCGGGAGGGUGACAGUACGCAGGGCAGGUGCACGGUUGCGGGAGGCAGAGGAGGAGGCGGGCUGCUGACCCUCUCCCUAAGCCCAGGUUUUCCCAUUGGCAUCGUUCCCAGAUCAAAAGGAGGGUGAAGGAAGCCUUAACAGCAGUCCGCCAUGUUGGGGGACGCCAUCAUGGUGAUCAAAGGCUUAGCCAAGCUGACGCAAGCUGUCCUGGAGACCCAGCUGCAGUACCUGGGCUUUGGCGGCGAGAUGAUCACAGCCGCCAGGGCCCUGCAGACCACGGCCGAGCAGCAGUUCAGCGCCGUCAUGGCAAGAGUGCAGGGUACCGAUCAGGCCCAAGAGCAGUAUCCAGACACCGGGGACGAUCUAGGCUCUGAAUUCCAUUCCUCGGAGCCAGAGGCAGAGGGGGCUUCGGACUUUUCUACCUCCACACCUCCUCCUCCAUUUCCUGGCCAGCUCCACAGAGAGGGCCCUGCCCCUGCUUAUGCUUCAAGUGGACCUUUUGGGAAAGCAGGGGUUUCGGGCCAGCCCUUUGGUCCUGCCUCAGGGAAAAUCCAUGGGAAACUUUUUGGGGACUCUAGGGACCCGUUUGCAGCCUCAGGCGUGCCGCGGAGGUUUUUCCACCAGGACCAGUCUUCAGUGGGGGGCCUCACUGCGGAGGAUAUCGAGAAAGCUCGGCAGAGCAAGGCUCAGGCCGGAAAUAAGCCUCACAAACAGAUGUUAAGUGAGCGGGCCCGGGAGCGGAAGGUGCCAGUCACACGGAUCGGGAGGCUGGCUAACUUUGGAGGGCUAGCUGUUGGUCUGGGCUUUGGGGCCCUGGCUGAAGUGGCCAAGAAGAGCCUGCGGCCCGAGAGUAGCACAGGGAAGAAGGCCAUCCUGGACUCGAGUCCCUUUCUUUCCGAGGCCAAUGCGGAGAGAAUCGUGAGCACCUUGUGCAAGGUGAGAGGAGCCGCCUUGAAGCUGGGCCAGAUGCUGAGCAUCCAGGACGAUGCUUUCAUCAACCCCCAACUGGCCAAGAUCUUUGAUCGCGUGAGGCAGAGCGCGGACUUUAUGCCCUUGAAACAGAUGACGAAAACUCUGAACAACGACCUCGGUCCCAAUUGGAGGGACAAACUGGAGUACUUUGAGGAGCGGCCCUUUGCCGCCGCUUCCAUCGGGCAGGUCCACCUGGCCCGGAUGAAGAAUGGGCGAGAGGUAGCCAUGAAGAUCCAGUACCCGGGGGUGGCCCAGAGCAUCAACAGUGACGUGAACAACCUGAUGGCCGUUCUCAGCAUGAGCAACGUGCUCCCGGAAGGCCUGUUCCCGGAACAUCUGAUUGACGUGCUGAGACGGGAGCUGGCCCUCGAGUGUGACUACAAGAGGGAAGCUGCCUGUGCCAAGAAGUUCAAGGAGCUGCUGAAGGAUCACCCCUUCUUCUACGUGCCGGAGGUCGUGGAUGAGCUGUGUAGUCCUCACGUCCUGACCACCGAGUUGGUGUCCGGCUUUCCCCUGGACCAGGCUGAAGGGCUGAGCCAGGAAAUUAGAAAUGAGAUUUGCUACAACAUCCUGGUCCUGUGUCUGAGGGAGCUGUUUGAGUUUCACUUCAUGCAGACUGACCCCAACUGGUCUAAUUUCUUUUAUGAUCCCCAGCAGCACAAGGUGGCUCUCCUUGACUUUGGAGCAACCCGGGAGUAUGACGAGACAUUCACUGACCUUUACAUCCAGAUAAUCAGGGCCGCGGCUGACCGGGACCGAGAGACCGUGCUGAAGAAGUCGAUAGAGAUGAAGUUCCUCACCGGCUACGAAGUGAAGGCCAUGGAGGACGCCCACCUGGACGCCAUCCUGAUCCUGGGGGAGGCCUUCGCCUCGGACUCACCCUUUGACUUUGGGAGCCAGAGCACCACGGAGAAGAUCCACGGCCUGAUUCCCAUCAUGCUGAAGCACCGGCUCAUCCCCCCGCCAGAGGAGACUUACUCCCUCCACCGAAAGAUGGGGGGCUCCUUCCUCAUUUGCUCCAAGCUGAAGGCCUGUUUCCCCUGCAAAGCGAUGUUUGAGGAGACCUACAGCAACUACUGCAAGAGGAAGGCGGAGAAGCAGUAAGCGCCUCGUGGGAAGGCCGCCCUCGUGUCCCGCGGAGACACCCCUCCCACAUCACUGCGAGAAUCACAACUGUCCCAGAAGCUAAAAAGUCUGUAGCCAGUGGGGGUUGGUGCUGACCAAGCCCGUAACCUUCUACUUACCAAAAAGGAGUUUGCUCUUGUAGGAGCCAGCUUGGAGGGAGUGGGGGCGAGGGAUGGCUUCGUGGUGACUGGGGUGGGGGGGUGGGGUGAGGAGGAGGAAGGAAACCGAACCCCGGCAAGUCUCUUGAAACCCACUUACUGUUUAUUCUUUCUAGGAAUUAGCUUUGGACAAAGAUGAGGAGGAAAAGAGAUUUGAUUUUCAUUUUCUUGUGUGUGUGUGUUGUUUAAAUAGGGGUUUUCCUCAUGUGAAUGUUAACUGUAGAAGAGGGAGUGCACCUGUCCCUCCCCCCCAAUAAACCACCAGACGUUGUGGUGCAGGACGCGGGGGUGUCUGUGCGUGCCCGACACGCCCGUGUUCCUCGCUGCCUUUCUCCGCUCUGGCCGGAGCUGCAAAGGGGUUCUGUGUGGGACAGUGCCAAAAAGCUACUUAAUCCCAAUCACCUUCCUGCCAGCCAGCUGGCUCUUAGGGGAUUCUGACCGCCGAAUGUACACCAGUGGGCUUCUCACCCUCCGGUUCAGGGACGGUGAGAGGGGGAGAAGAGACCUCCGGGCUGCCGUCCUCACCCUCAGAUAGUGAAGUCUUUGUGGAGACGGUUGUGAGAGAAGGGGCAUGUUGCGCAGGUGCAGCCCGGGGCCAGGAGUGAUAGUUUUGUACGUCCGUGUAACUGUCCCACUACUUACGCCUUUCAAUAAAACACUGAUUGUGGA